Cynoglossus semilaevis (tongue sole) is the source of this 4256-nucleotide messenger RNA. RefSeq names its product death effector domain containing (gene dedd). The transcript has 5 exons. NCBI's taxonomy places the organism in Eukaryota, Metazoa, Chordata, Actinopteri, Pleuronectiformes, Cynoglossidae. The record is from RefSeq and is a predicted model, not a curated record. The coding region runs from base 749 to 1960 and encodes 403 amino acids. Gene Ontology annotation, biological process: regulation of apoptotic process; extrinsic apoptotic signaling pathway via death domain receptors; apoptotic process. Gene Ontology annotation, molecular function: DNA binding; protein binding. Gene Ontology annotation, cellular component: nucleolus.
AUUAAAUUACAGACUCAAUGUUGACCUCAAACAUAAGCCAUGGAAAAGCAAAUAUGGUACUUGCGGUGUAUUUUUGCAGUAUUCAUUUGCAGUUUCCUUAAGUCUUAAGAUGUGUGCAUUGACAAGUUUUGAAAAGGAAUAAUGAAGUGGUUGAGCAAAAUAGUUUAGAGAUUGUCAGGCAAUAGGCAAAGAGAAGAUAAGAUACAGGUGCAGUUGUAGAAGAGUCCAUGGUUGGUGAGCUGGGUGCAGAUGAGCCAUCAGGGAGCCCUGAAGAAGAAAUAAACCUAGGUCGACCCGAUACACGACUUUUAAUAUGAAUAUACACCAUGUGUCAUUUCGCUUGUGUGUCUGGUCUCCAGGGGCUACCGUACAGAGUCACCCGGAAGUAAACUCUACUGUAAACUGGAAGUUCUUUCAUUUUAUCUGAAGAACGAGAAUUGUCUGUGUGUUUUCCCAUGGUGACUGUGUAUGAUCCUGGACUGCAGCCAGUAAACAUUCAUAUUUUUGGCCUGGAUACAAUCGUACCUCAUUUAUAUUCACCAUAAAGACGUAAAGUAUACCGACUGUGUUAUCGACCAAAGCUGACCGUGUUUUACUGUGUUUGCCUCCUCGUCGUCUCCCCGUUUCCCAUCGGCCUUCAGAACUUUGUUUGUGACCAUCGCGUGGAAUACUUAGAGGACACCAGAUUGAGCAGUGAACGUUGGAAGGAGAAGCAGGGGUUGGAGGAUCCCUCAUCAUCAGGCCUGAGAUGACAUCCCAACAACCUCAGCUCCCCAAUGCUGUUACUCCUCCUCCACUUGCUCAGAACUCCCCUGCUCAGCAGGCACGAUCUCAUCUCCCAGCCAGCCAGCUGUCCUCGGGUCAGAACAGUGCAAAUGCUGGACCUUUGGAACACAGAAGUCCAACAGUGAGGCCAGGCUCGAGCACGUCAAUGGCCAGUGGGGAGAUGGACAACAGAAAAGUUUCAGCCUCUGGCUCCAAACCCAGCAUGUCCAGAGGGGACAGUGGUUUUGAACCAUGGCCUGAGGAAGCUGUGGACAACUCUCAUGGACUGUACUCUCUCCACCGUAUGUUUGACAUAGUUGGAGCUCAGCUUACACACAGAGAUGUCAGAGUUUUGUCAUUCCUCUUUGUGGAUGUCAUUGAUGAGUAUGAGCGAGGUGGCAUCAGGAGUGGAAGGGAUUUCCUUCUUGCUCUCGAGCGUCAGGGACGCUGUGAUGAGACCAACUUCCGGCACAUUCUUCAGCUUCUGAGGAUUAUCACUCGCCACGACCUUUUGCCUUACGUCACACUCAGGAAACGACAAGCUGUGUGUCCUGAUCCUGUUGACAAGUACCUGGAGGAGACGUCGGUGCGAUACAUUUCACCAAGAGGGACAGGGCAGAACAACAAUACCAAUAAUCACAGAAGAACAGGUCCUCAGCCAGUCAUUUGCUGUUCUCCAUCAGCUGCCAAUGUUGGUCCUUCCCGGACAAAACCGUCUCCUCCUGCCCCGAACCGCAAACGAAAGAGAAGUCACUCUUCUGCUGACUGCAGAGAGAAGCAAACCUGUGAUAUUCGUUUGAGGGUUCGAGCUGAAUACUGCCAGCACGAGUCUGCGCUUCAGGGAAACGUGUUCUCCAACAAACAAGAGGCUGUUGAGCGACAGUUUGAACGCUUCAACCAGGCCAACACUAUCCUCAAAUCCAGAGACCUGGGCUCCAUCAUCUGUGACAUCAAGUUCUCGGAGCUCACCUAUUUGGAUGCCUUCUGGAGAGACUACAUCAACGGGUCGUUGCUAGAAGCCCUUAAAGGAGUCUUCAUCACAGAUUCCCUAAAACAAGCUGUUGGCCACGAGGCCAUAAAACUGUUGGUCAACGUGGACGAGGAGGACUACCAGGCUGGUCGACGCAAACUGCUCUGUAACUUAGUCGCGGGCGGAGGAAGCCUACCAGGAGGAAACAAAGACUCGCUUUCUUAAACAAACUUUGGUGGGGGGGGCGCGGAGGGGGAUUCUAUAUAAAGGAGAGCUACUGUUCCCCAGGUACAGAGGAAUAAGUUGGACGUGAUUUGAGGUGCCUGAAGUGUACGUCUGGGAGACUUCCAGUCACCUCAUUGAUUCAUUCAGAGCUGAGUUUAUAGGACUUCGCCUCAGCAACGAUAAGCGUAGCAUGCAAAGCGAUUGAACCAAGCAAAAAGAAUAAGGCAGUGCGUACUGGUCGGCCAUACUGUGACUCCUCGUUCUUUACUUCCUUUGAGGAGAAGAAGUGUCGAUCUCAAACGUUGACCAGUUCAUUUCUGGGUUCUGGUAUGCUAGCUCAUCCAAACAUAUUUGUUAACACUUCACUCUUGUUCCAAAGUGUGAGUGGGUUCUUUUCAAUCCAGAAAACAUGCUUAAACGCUGAUGAGUUUCUCCCAGUGGGAGAUGAUUUAUUGUCAAACGUGGUUUGGUCUUUUUUCCAGGUUUUUUCAGGUACAGUACCGAUUGCUCGGAUUAAACGCGGUGAGAGAGACUGUUCUGUAUGUUAUAUAAAGGUGCAGAUCACAGUUGACUUAACACAUCGUCUGUCUCUUUGUGUCAGUUUUCAGCCCAACUUUCUUUUUUGUAAAGAUAGACCCCGUCAGAGCCUUUUUAUGGCUCGUAUUUGAUCACUGUUGACAUUUCUCCGUGUUGUUCUUUCAUUUAGCAACUGCCACAUGUCUUGUCACCAACAGCUGUUCUUGUGGCCCCAUUUGAUGUUUCAGUUAUCCAAUCACUGCCACUUCUUAUCACUAGAUAUCCACCCAUUGAAACACGAAGUCUGUCAAAUGGAGUUUUGAAUGCGUUUGUUUAUUUAUUCACUCCUGGAACACUCCUAACAAACCUGUCAUUUUUGUCACCAACAGAUACAUGGAACGUCUCACUUCAGCAGCACAGUAUGUCUUUACUAAAUGUAAAAAAAAAAAAAAAGUGUAUGUGUUUCUGCUCUUAUAGGUUCUUCCAAGCCCUUUAGUCAGAAUUUAAGUGGAACGAUUUGGAUAAAUCCUGCUUUGGUUAUAGGUCCUUACAGCAAACCAGUCUAAGCAUCAUUAUAGAACCAAAGUUCCUAAUCAUCAAUGGCAGGUACUGACGGACGCACACGUUCCUCACGGAGCUCUCCUUUGAAUUUGUCUCUGGUAAAACAUGUGACCCAUCUCACUGCAGUCCAUUCCCAUGUUCUAAAUGUUGCUAAAUAGGUUCUCCUAGCAGGGUAACCUCACAGAGCCUCUGCACAACAACACCACAAACUUCACUUCACCUCAGAGUGCAGCAGCUGGUUUUACAACUGAAAUGACCAUGUUUCUGUAGACGCUUAGCAUUUUUUUAUUUGCAAAUAAAUAAUUAAAUUUAAUGUAAAUCAAAAGCUGUGAAGUCUAAGUAUGACAGUGGUGGACGGAUAAUGACGACAAUAAUAAUGUAAAUUUUUAAAUUCCCCAAAGUGUGUUUUUAAAAUGAGGGGAAAAAAAAGAGUUGGGUACAUUGAGUGGUCGAUACUGGUUGUAAGUACAUUUGUUUGGAAAUGUUCAGCAUUUAAAAUAUCAACAUGCUACUAUGUGACAAAACUGAUUUAAAACAAUUUGUUACCAAUGUAGAUUAGAGACUGGCGUUAGCAACAGAUGAUUGUCUCUAACGAUAAGUUGUUGUUCUUUCUGUUGCAGUGUUCUCUCUGUGCAGAAAGCCUAAAAACCAUUAGUAACAAAUGUACUCAGUGAAUAAAGUGUCACACACAUCCUCACUUUCUUACAUCCUCGUUUUUGUGUUCCGGCAUCUGUCUUUUUGCAUAAUGCUUAUAAUUUUGCCUCUGAUUUUAAAUUAUAAUUACACACCUCUGUCACCAUCAUUGUUUGUUAGUUGAACUUAAAAAUUGACAAGUUUUAUUAUAGUUUCAUAUUUCAAGUGUUUUUAUUUACCAGAUAUUCCUACUGCCACAGAAGCCCUCUCUAAUAUUUGCUUUCAUACCACCCAUAAGCUCAUGCAGAUUCGACUGACAGGUUGCUGUCAUUCUGACUUUGUGUGUGAACUCCAUCCGGUUGACAGUAUCUAUUGGAUUGGUUGGUGUGUUCUGUUGAUUGUAUGUUGUCAAACACAGACGUCUUUGCAUGUCACCUGUUAUAAUUUACAGAAAUCUCAUUGAAAUUCACAGUGCUAAUAUUUUGUAAAUACGACCGGAUGUCUGGAUUUUUUCUUACUUCAGUUUUUGCAUUUAUUUGAGAAAACAAAUGGCGAGAAGGACUGUUAAUAAAUAAAGUGGAAGGGU